Messenger RNA from Alnus glutinosa, 673 nucleotides. RefSeq lists its product as uncharacterized. Bases 8 to 673 code for a protein of 221 amino acids. The record is from RefSeq and is a predicted model, not a curated record. The transcript is spliced from 3 exons. Lineage: Eukaryota; Viridiplantae; Streptophyta; Magnoliopsida; Fagales; Betulaceae.
GGUACACAUGGCCCCUAAAAAAAAGACGUUGCAACUGGCAAAUGAUUUUUGGACGCCUGUAGACCGCACAUCAGUUGAGCGACCGGUUGUAGGGUCAGACGAUACGACACAGGACCCUAACGAGACACAAGUGAGCGUAGAUUCUCAACAUGUACUACAUGAGUUACCGGUUGUAGGGUCAGACGAUACAACACAGAACUCUAACGAGACACAAAUGGGCGUAGAUCCUCAGCAUGUAGUACGUGAGCCACCGAUUGUAGGGUCAGACGAUACAACACAAGAUCCUAUGGAGACACAAGAUGGUGUAGAUUCUCAGCAAUUUGGAUCAUCAGCACAAUCAGUGCCUGAGACUUCACAUCAUAGCGGUUCUUCACGGGUGCCGCGUAUGUUACGGGGUGGAAAAGUUCACACAAUAGAUGAGCAGGGUAGAAGGAAUGUUAGGACUGUUGGUAGUCCUAAGGACAUAUGGCACAUACCUGAUGGGGAAAGGAUAGUGAUCCAAUUCAAUGCCGCACACCAACCAAUGGGCCCGGGUAGCGAGAAAUUUAGAAGAAUCUGUGGGAAGAUCAUAAGAAAUGGUCGUUUUAUCAAUUUGCAUGGUAACUGGAGGAAGUUACCACCAGAAGGGAAGGAACAGAUGUGGCUCGCCCUAACGUCUUAUAUUUCCAAUUAA